Ricinus communis (castor bean) is the source of this 673-nucleotide messenger RNA. Its product is annotated as protein NOI4. The record is from RefSeq and is a predicted model, not a curated record. The transcript has 3 exons. Lineage: Eukaryota; Viridiplantae; Streptophyta; Magnoliopsida; Malpighiales; Euphorbiaceae. The coding region runs from base 148 to 381 and encodes 77 amino acids.
AAAUAAGGCCCAUUUCGGGCCCAAUUAACACAAAACUCUCUCUCUCUCUAUUCUAAAAAAGAACACACACUCUCUCUCUCUCUUUACUUUUGAUCAGUCAUUUCAUUUCCUUUAGCCAGAAAGCAAAGACCUUUCUCUCUUGAAUUCAUGUCGGAUACAGGUCGACCAUUGCCAAAAUUUGGUGAAUGGGAUGUUAAUGAUCCUGCUUCAGCUGAGGGAUUUACUGUGAUCUUCAACAAGGCUAGGGAUGAGAAGAAGACGGGCGGCAAACCUGACUCACCUGGAAAGGCUGAUUCUCAUAUUAAGUCUGGAGUGGAUUCUGGCAAGCCUCAGGGUAAAAAAUGGUUUUGCUGCAUUCAGAGUCCGACUACAGAAUCUUGACAAUGCUGUUCCCACGGAAGAGCUUCAAUGGAGUAAGUUCAGCUGUAAGUGGCCCCACUAUAUAUUUAUUAAAGAAGAUAGAAGCUGUAGAGCGGUGAUGGAUUCUGCUGCUAUUUGUUGUGUGCUGUAAGACUGAAUUGUGGGGGGAAAAGAGCAAAUACACAGUUAUUGUAUUUAUCAAGAUGCACUGAUAUGCUUUUCUAUGAGUUGUAGAGCUUUUAUGACACUCUUUCUGUUGUAUUGGUAAAUGGGCUGUUUUGUGAAAUAUACAUAUUCUCAAAUUUCUCUUCCA